AUGGUCCGAGAGCAGAGUAUUGAAUCUUUUUAUAGUAAAUUGCGUGAAUCUGCUUUGGCUUCAGCUUCUAAUACCCCUCUGCUCAUAUUCCCAUCUACUUCCGAUGUCGAUUCUCUCUGUGCUUUGAAAAUUAUCGGCCAUGUUUUAGAAUCUGAUUCGGUUAGAUACGCAUGUUACCCCGUUUCUAGUUUUAAUGAGAUUCAUAAGUAUGCUGGACCUAGUUUAUCUUCUGCAUCUGACGACCCAAUUACUAUACUUUUGAUAAAUUGGGGCUGCCAUAGGGAUCUCAGGAAGAUUCUAGAAAUAGGACCUGUGGCCCGUGUUUUUGUGGUGGACAGUCACCGCCCAAUUCAUCUCCAUAAUCUUAAUCAUCAAAAUGAUAGGGUAGUUGUUCUUUACACUGGGGAUGAUGAGAAUCAAGCCGAUCUAUCUUUCGAUUUUGAUGUUUCGGCAUUGGCGGCCGCAAGUGAUUUAAACAGCGAUGAUGAGGUGGAAGAGGAUGAGUCCGAUAGUGAAGAUGAGAAUGAAAGUGAUGGUGAUGAGGAUGGAAAUGGGAGUCGGAAAAAGAGGCGGCUUUCUGAGGAUGGUGAGACCAACCCGUUGAAGCUUUUCAGGAAGCUUAAGAAAGAGUAUUAUCAUAUGGGUACUUUCCAUGGGAAGCCAUCGGGUUGUUUGAUGUACGAAUUGUCUCAUUACUUGAGGAAGAACACUAACGACUUGCUAUGGUUGGCGUGUGUGGCUUUGACCGAUCAGUUUGUUCAUGAGAGAUUAACAAACGAAAGGUACCAAGCUGGGGUAAUGGAGCUCGAACAGCACAUUAAUAGUUCAGGGAAUUUAGAUGCUGUUACUUCUGUAACUCUCAAAGAUGGAACCAAAGUUUGUGCACCUGAUGCUUCAAGAAUCGCAUACGAAGAUGAACCCAGGCUCAUGCUAUUACAAGAAUGGAAUCUCUUUGAUUCGAUGUUGUGUUCUUCGUACAUGGCAACAAAGUUGAAGACUUGGAGUGAUAAUGGCACUAAGAAGCUCAUGUUGCUUUUAGCUCAAAUGGGGUUUGCAUUAGAGGAAUCUAAACAGAAGUUCCGCUACAUGAGUGUUGAGAUUAAGCGGAAAAUGAAAGAUAUGUUUGAGCACUUUCUACCAGAUUACGGACUGAAUGACUUCUAUUAUCGAGGUUUCUUGUUGUUGCAUGGUUAUAGUUCAAAAAUUUCAGCUGCAGAUGUGGUUUAUGGAGUUACUGCAUUAUUAGAGUCUUCUAUUGAUUCAAAUUCAAAUAGUUCAUGUGCUUCCAAGCAGUUUGGGGAGGCAUACGAUGCUUUAUCAUUGAGGAAGCUUGAAAAGCUGGAAACGGGUAUGAAACAUGCCAUCAAGAUCCAACGGGCAAUUCUUAGGCAAGGAAGCACUGCCAUAACCAGAAAGGGUUGUAUAAGGAGUGGAAGCAAAUUCAGGUGGGUAAAGCUUGAAGAUUCAGCCGAUGCAAAGCUACUGGGAUACCCACAAGCUUUAACUAAGUUUGGCUAUUUCUUGAUGGACGCUUUGAGGGAAAAGGGGGCGAAAAUGAAGCCUUUGAUAUGUGUUUGCUAUACUCAAGGGAGGGAGAAGGUCUUGAUUGUUGGUGUUUGUGGUAAACCGAGGCUUGGAGCAGUUCAAGGAAAUGCAUUUGGGAUUGCAUUCAGAACCACGGCUGAGGAGACUGGAGCCGAGUUCUUCCAUGAGCUGUUUGAGUCAUCAUGGAUUGUUUUGGAUGCCGUUGCUGUAAAUUCAUUCAUGAUCAGACUAACUGAGAAGCUACUAUGAACAACCAUAUCCAAGAGUCAGUUUAAUCAAUCUUUCUACUUAUGUUUGUUUUAC
This is a messenger RNA of Cynara cardunculus var. scolymus (artichoke), 1848 nucleotides long. Its product is annotated as cell division control protein 45 homolog. The record is from RefSeq and is a predicted model, not a curated record. Gene Ontology annotation, cellular component: DNA replication preinitiation complex. Bases 1 to 1794 code for a protein of 597 amino acids. Gene Ontology annotation, molecular function: chromatin binding; DNA replication origin binding; single-stranded DNA binding. The transcript has a single exon. Gene Ontology annotation, biological process: DNA replication initiation; mitotic DNA replication preinitiation complex assembly; double-strand break repair via break-induced replication. Lineage: Eukaryota; Viridiplantae; Streptophyta; Magnoliopsida; Asterales; Asteraceae.